AUGGCGAUUAAGGUAGUAGUUGGAGGGAGCAUUCUGAAUGUCAUUAGCACUUACGCGCCGCAAACAGGCUUGGACGAGGAGGUAAAAAGUGAGGUGCACGGUGGCUUCGGCUUUGGUGAUAGGAACGGGGGUGGUACCUCACUGUUGGAUUUCGCUAGAGCUUUUGAGUUGGUGAUCGUGAACUCUAUGUUUCCGAAGAGGGAGGAACAUUUGGUUACUUUCUGGAGUAUGGUGGCUAAGACUCAAAUUGACUAUCUCCUCCUCAGGAGGCGUGAUAGGGGGUUGUGCGAGGAUUGCAAGGCGACUGGUGGUAGAAUGACGUGGUCCAAGGUAAAGUGGAAGCCAAGAAAGCGUGCAUACAUUAAGUUAGUAGAGAGCAUCGACGAGGAUCAAAGGAGAGUGAACAGAGAAAGAUAUAAGGAGGCUAGGAAGGAGGCGAAAGUAGCAGUCACAGAGGCUAAGACCGCUGCUUUUUAUCGGCUUUAUGAGGAACUGGGGGGAAAAGGUAGGGAUAAGAAGUUAUUUCUAUUGGCCAAAGCGAGAGAGAAGAAGUCUAGCGAUCUGGAUUAA
Nicotiana tabacum (common tobacco) is the source of this 570-nucleotide messenger RNA. The record is from RefSeq and is a predicted model, not a curated record. Lineage: Eukaryota; Viridiplantae; Streptophyta; Magnoliopsida; Solanales; Solanaceae.